Messenger RNA from Capra hircus (goat), 2104 nucleotides. Its product is annotated as zinc finger protein 577-like. The record is from RefSeq and is a predicted model, not a curated record. NCBI's taxonomy places the organism in Eukaryota, Metazoa, Chordata, Mammalia, Artiodactyla, Bovidae. The transcript has a single exon. The coding region runs from base 109 to 1083 and encodes 324 amino acids.
UAUUGAAUUUUGUUUUAUAAUACUGUCAUUUUUUUCACAGAGCAUAACAUACACUUCCAUAGUAGACAUUUCUCUUAGACUGGGAUCUUAUAAGAGCUAACUCAAACCAUGGCAUUUUUAUACUCUAUUCCUCCCCCCCUCCUAGAAUUAUCAUGGAUGUUUUCAUUGUUCUUUGUCCUAAAAGAAAUGUGGGAGAUUGAUCAUUUGCAGUGGCACCCAGAAAACCAAAACAGGAUUAAAAUUUUGGAAAGAUAUCCACAAAGUUAUGCAAAUAAUUUUGACUUAUGCAAAAGCCUUGUUCCUUUAACACAAAAACACAAUAAGUUUGGCUCACGCUGUAAAAGUUUAAAGUCACAGUUAGGUUUUGUUGCUGAGAAUAGAAGAUACACAGGAAAGGACUCUGAUGGGUUCAGUGGGUAUGGGAAAUCAUCUGUCUGCCUCCAGGAUAAUAAAACUCUUAGUGGAAUCAAAUACCAUGGUUGUGUGAAACCCAGUAGCGCUAAACCACCGCUCAGUGGCCGUCAGAAAACUUGCUCAGGAAAGAAGCCAUGUGCAUGCAGUGAAUGUGGGAAAGCGUUCUCCAGGAAGGCCCAGCUCAUUAGACAUCAGAGAACUGAAAGGGGAGAGAAGCCCCACAGAUGCAACACAUGUGGAAAAGCAUUCAUCAAGAUUCAGCUCACUGAACAUCAGAGAACUCAUACGGGAGGGAAGCCCCAUGAACCUGAUGAAUGGGAAAGCCUUUUCCAGAAGGUUGCAGCUCAUGGGCCUCCAGAGAAGUCACACAGGAGAGAAGCCCUACAGGAUGUGGUGAGUGUGGAAAAGCCGUCAGCCAGAGGUUACCGGCUCAAGAGACAUCAGCGUGCUCACACCAGAGAGAAACUGUAUGGCUGCGGUAUGUGUGGGAAGGCCUUUUCCCAAAAGGCUUACCUCAUUGCCCAUCAGAGACGCCACACAGGAGAGAAGCCUUAUGAGUGCCACAAAUGCAGAAGAACCUUCUUUUUUAAGUCUGACCUGACCAAGCAUCAGAGAACUCACAGGAAAGAGAAACUGUGUGAAUGCAGUGACUGCAAAAAGGCCUUCUGAAGCAAGGCAAAGCUCAUUCAGCAUCAGUGGACUCACACCAGAGAGACCGUAUGGCUGCAGUGAAUGUGGCGAAGCCUUGGCCGACAUGUUCUCAUCAAACAUAAGAAGACUCACUGGGGAGAGAAAGCUGUAGAAUCCCCAGAGCUGGAGAUACCCUCCUCCGGGCAUCAUAGCUCUUUAUGCCUGAGUGAACUCAUACAAGAGCAAAGCCCUGUUAACACAGUGCCCAGAGAGAUGGUGUCUUUGGGAACCCAGUCCUUAUCAAGCAGCGAGCUGCUAAUGGGCAGAAACAGAGUGAUUGUGGCCCAGUCUUUUCUAAGAAGUCAGGCCUCAGUAGAUAAUCGGGGGUUUACUCAGGGAAUAAGCCUCAGAAAUGCAGUGAAUGUGAUCACCCCUUCAGUAAUAAAUUAUGUCUUGUAUGUUACAGAUACUGCAUAGAAAGAAAAAUCCAUGGGGGAUUUUUCCUCCAGAGAUGGGGGAGCCUUGAGCCAGAAUCUUCCCCACAUUCAUUAUGUGUCAAUGCUCACUUAGGGCAGAAAUGCUGGAUUUCCCUGGAGGUCCAAUGGUUAAGACUCUAAGCUUCCAAUGCAAGGGGCACAGGUUAAAUCCCUGGUUGAGGAACUAAAAUUUCACAGGCUGUUGUGGGGUGCGGCCAAAAAUAUAUAUAUAAAGAGUUGAUUUCAGGACAGAAAUGCCGUGGAUGCAGUGAUUGUGUAGAACACUUCCAUGAGAAGUUAGACUUAGUAAAUAUCAGUGAGAUCAUAUGGAGCAGAAAUGUAGCUCUUGUGGGGAACCUUUUUCCCAGAAGUGAUAUCCUAGUGAGUUUCAGAGAGUUCCCAUGGGACUGAAACCUUAGGAAAGAGUGUGAUGGUCUUCAGUGAUCAAUUAUACCUUCUCACUUGUCAGAGAAGCAUAGAAAGACAACUCUAGAGGCACUGAAAGUGGAAAAAACACAUUUAUAAAGUGGGGAAGAACUCAUAGAAAAGAGAAAUCCCCUGAAAGCCAUAAAAAAAAAAAAAAA